CAGUGUGUACUCAAAAGCAAAUACCAAGUCCAACCAACCCACAGCACAUACUUAACGCCGUAGACAGUCAAUCAAUCUAUCAAUCCCUUCUUCACCGGAAACGCCUACUCCUCACCGCCGCCGCCGUCGCCCGCCAUGGAUUUCCAUCUCAACGGCGCUUCUCCCUCCUCCUCCUCCGCUUCCUCCACCGAUCCCAACCGCAAUUCCUCGCUUCAUCCCACCAACGGCCACACCUCCGACCCUAUGCACUCCUGGUGGGAGUCCAUCUCCAAGGCUCGCUCCCGCAUCCAUCUCCUCUCUUCGCUGCUCCCCUCCUCCCCCGACGAUCCUCUCUCCUCCCUAGCCGACACCGAUCGCCCCGCUCGCUCACUCCUACUCUCCGCCGCCGCCUACUCCGCCGUCUCCGCUGCCCUCUCCGCCGAAUCCUCCGGCUCCAGCGACGACCCGCUCUGUCACUGGCUUUACGACACCUAUCUCUCCUCCGACCCCGACUUGCGCCUCGUCGUACUCUCCUUCAUCCCUCUAAUCUCCGCCAUCUACCUCCACCGCAUCCACUACCCGCCGGCGGAUGUGCCUGUCUCCCUCUCCGGCUUCGAGGCCGUCCUGCUCGCAAUUUAUUCCGCCGAGACUAAAGCGCGGAAUGGGAAGCCUAUCACAAUUUCGAUUCCGGAUCUAUCUCAGCCGUCGCUUUACCACGCUCCGCGCAACCCGGUUAAAUCUCCAAACCCUAAUUUAAAGCCUACUAAGCCUCUGGUUGGGGUUCUUUCGCCUCCAUUGGAGCCGCAGAUCGCCGUUAAGUCCACCAAACGCGCUUGCAUUGUCGGCGUUGCUUUAGAUUGCUAUUACAAACAGAUCUCUCAGAUGCCUAGCUGGUCAAAGGUCGAUUUCUGUAAGUCCACCACGGUAUGGGCUGGGAAAGAUUGCCCUUGCACCUCAGAUUUGGACGACCAAAAACCAGUGAAUUUCUCCGAGGAAAAUGUCAGACAUGAGAAUGGCAAUGGCAAUGGCAAUAGCAAUGGGUUUGAGGAGGAUAUCAGUGUAGAGACUGAUGAGAUUGACAAUGUUGCUGAAAGAGUCAACGAUUUACACAUCCAUGGCGAUGAGAAUUCAACCAAAUUGGGAGGCAAAGAUGCGAGAAUUCUGCUGCCCUGGGAACUGUUACAGCCGGUUUUGAGGAUAUUGGGGCAUUGUUUGCUGGGGCCUCUCAAUGUGGAUGAGGUGAAGGAUGCUGCAGCCAUUGCGGCGCGACGAUUGUAUGCUAGAGCAUCACACGAUUUAGAUCCACAAGCGAUUCUGGCGACGAGGAGCUUGAUCCGACUCGAUAGAAGCACACGCGAAGCUGCGAAAGCAGCAGCUACAGUUGCUGCUGCUACUGCUACAGGUUCAGGUUCGAAUGCCAACACUCCUAGUAAGGCUAAGAAACCUGAGAUACUAUUGGUUUCUAAGUGAUCAAGAAGAGGCUAUAUGAGUGUGUAAGCUUUUGUUAACUUGUUGUCGGCUUAAUCAUUUGGAGAAUGCAUGUGCUUUAUUGUAGAUUUAUGAGUAUAACUGUUUGUAUUUAUAUCUUGUCUGUGACUUUGAAUGUGUUGGAUUGAAGAGACAUGUCCCUCAUGAUUCCUUGUAAAGAGGUAUAUCAAUAUUAGUUCGAUUCUGGCUGUUUUUGAUAAGAAAUGCUAUUUUUCUGUGA
Molecule: messenger RNA, 1687 nt
Organism: Andrographis paniculata
Lineage: Eukaryota; Viridiplantae; Streptophyta; Magnoliopsida; Lamiales; Acanthaceae
Exons: 1
Coding region: 136-1449 (437 amino acids)
Biological process (GO): protein localization to plasma membrane; phosphatidylinositol phosphate biosynthetic process
Cellular component (GO): plasma membrane
Source: RefSeq, a predicted model, not a curated record